GUACAUAGGAUGCUAUCACAUAUGACAUAUCGCUAAAGCGAUAAUGGGAUACCGCAGUGCACUGCACAGUACUGUCAUGGUCACACUCACAACAUCUGGACAGAAUCAGCCACAGGUUUCGAUCUUAUCAACACCCCAUUAAAUGUUGCAAACUUCUCUUCAAAUACUCAACAUAACUAAUCAAAUAUCCAACCUAAUUCUACCAUUUCCAAUACUCAAAAACACUUCCCAAACAUAACCAUUAACCAAUAAUGUCACCAUCUAAACCACCAUCAUCAUCUUCAUCGCACAACAAUGGCUCCAUCACCACCAUCAACACCUAUUUAGCAUCAGCCAAACCAUUCCUUCGAGGCGAACUCCAAACCAUAAACCCAAAACUCCCUUCCUUAAUCUCUGUUCUUAAAUCAGUCGGCGCCGGUGAAUGCUGGCAUAAACACGGCACAUUCCUUGAUCACCUCAUCGAUAUCUACCGCAUCCUUAAACUUUGGGGCUGCCCUGAAUCUGUCUGUCUUUGCGGCCUCUUCCACUCCGCCUAUUCCAAUUCUUAUGUCAAUCUGGCAAUCUUCGAUCCUUCCACCGGCCGUGACACUGUCCGAUCUUAUGUGGGUCAUUUGGCCGAGUCUCUUAUCCAUCUCUUUUGCAUCGUCCCUCGACAAACCCUUAUUCAUGAUCAACUCAUUUUUCAUUAUUCGGAUUCGGAACUCACCCAACACUUAAAAAUGUCAGAAGUUUCUCUUGAAAUGAUUAAAACAAAUGGGGUUUCGAAUAAAGAUGAAAUUUGGAGGAAAAAGAUUAAUUCCUUGGUUCCUGAGAAUGGGUUAGUAGUUAAGCAUAUUAAGACUAAGGAAGAUGUGGAAGUUUCUAGAAGAAUUGUUGCGGUUUUUGUUUUGAUGACUAUUGCUGAUUUUAGUGAUCAGUUGUUUAAUUUUCAGGAUGAGUUGUUUGAAAAUUUGAAUGGUAGGCUCCAAUUUAGUGGGAAUAAUGUCCAAUCUUUAUGGCCUGGAGAUGGGAAACCAGGGCUUUGGAUGAACUCACUUUCGAAAAUGGCGGCUGUUUAUAUGUUGAUUGUAAGAGAAGAGGAGAUUAUGAUUGAGGAGAGAAAGAAAGCUUUUGAAUCAGAUCCUCAUCUAACAAUGGUAGAUAGAAGAGAUGAAGACAUAGAACUGGUUAUACCACCUGUUUUUAACAAGUGCAGGGAAGUUUUAAACCCAGAAGAGGAAAGGAAAGGAAGGAAUUUGUAUUGGGAAGCUGUAUGUGAGCAUGGGAAAAUAGGGUUGGAGAAAACAGAAGAGUUAUUAAAAGAAUGUAUUAAGAAGAACCCAUUUGUAGGGGAACCCCAUGUAGUUUUGGGACAAUUGUAUUCGGGUAAGGGAAGGUUUGAGGAUGCAGAAAGGGAGGCUGAAAAAGGAUUGAUUCUUCUGUUGGAAUGGGGUAGUCCUUGGGAUAAGAGGAUGUCUUGGGAAGGUUGGAUUGCUUGGACUCGAGUUUUACUCAUGAAAUCUAAGGAGAAAUCUUGGCCUAACACUUCUUGGGGUAUUCUUAAUUUAGGCCUUGUUAGAUGAUCUCAUUAUGUACUCGUACUAGUUUAUAAACCGAUCAUUCUUAAGUCAAAGGUCUUAUUAGGUGUAACCUGUGUAUCUCAUUUGAUUGAUAAGGUAUGACUUGCUAUCGUCUAACCCUCUCUAUACACUGAUUAUAGUUUCCAUGAGUUAUAUAUAUUUAUUAAUAAACCGGUAUGUACUCCUGAUUGGUAUUUUGAGGCCUAAAUUUUUCUAGAUAUGUAUGUGAUUAUUGUUGUUUUCAAGUGAUUAAGCAAAGUAACGAGUAUAUGUGAUGCUUGAUCUCUCAUUGAUGUGCCAAUGUAAUGAUAAAUUUUGCACCAA
Molecule: messenger RNA, 1883 nt
Organism: Amaranthus tricolor (Joseph's coat)
Lineage: Eukaryota; Viridiplantae; Streptophyta; Magnoliopsida; Caryophyllales; Amaranthaceae
Exons: 2
Coding region: 252-1562 (436 amino acids)
Source: RefSeq, a predicted model, not a curated record